This is a messenger RNA of Colletotrichum karsti, 732 nucleotides long. RefSeq names its product catalytic activity protein. The record is from RefSeq and is a predicted model, not a curated record. The transcript has a single exon. Lineage: Eukaryota; Fungi; Ascomycota; Sordariomycetes; Glomerellales; Glomerellaceae. The coding region runs from base 1 to 732 and encodes 243 amino acids.
AUGUCGUCCCCCAGAAAACACGUCGUCUUCGACAUCGUGGGCACCUGCAUGUCCUAUGAUGCGAUCUAUCGCGCUAUCGAUACCCGCCUCGGGCCCAAAUUGGCUGAAUACAAUAUUAAGCCCGCUUUACUUGGCUUCGCCUGGAUUGAGGCCGCCGAGCGCGAGUACACAUAUCUAAGCAUCCAAGGCCGUUAUCGCCGCUUCUACGACAUCUUCGGCAGCCUCUUUUACCGCAUGCUCUACCAAGCCGGCGUGCCCGAGCCGCGGCAGCUCGCCACGGACGAUGAUAUCGCCUUCAUUAUGGACCGCUUUCUUGAGCUUGAGGCCCGGCCCGGCAUUAAGGAAUGUUUCACGCUUCUCCGCGAGGCGGGCUUCACGGUCUGGGCGUUCACCGCAGGUGAUGUCAAACGAGUGGGAGGCUACUUCGAGAGGGCCGGCAUCGAGAUGCCCGCGGAGAACCUGCGUAGUUGCGACGCUGACGGGCUGGGCAAGCCGGAUCCCAGGGCGUACAAGACUCAAUUAGAGAGCUUCAACGGGGAGGAGGCGUGGUUUGCCGCGGCGCACAUGUGGGAUGCAUCGGCGGCCAAGGGAUGCGGGUUCAAGGGCGCGUGGUGCAGCGUGUAUGAGAAGGAGCCGUGCGUGGAUUUGUUUGGCGAGAUGGACGUGAUGGCGGAUGAGCUGCCGGAGAUGGCACGGAAGAUCAUAGCCGCCUCCGAAGGCCGGGCAGUAUGA